UUUUAAUUAAAAACGUCGGGCGAACGAACGGUCGAAUCCACGAGCUUUCUCUCCGACACGUCGGAAGUUAGUUUCGUCUGGCGGAUCUCAUUCCCCCUUAAAGAACCAGAAAAACCCUAAUCUUGCAAUCAGCCGGUCCAAUGGACACUCACUCCUCUCAUCUAACCGCGGCGAACCGCUCUCGCAGCUCCCAAACCCCUUCCCCUUCUCACUCCGCUUCCGCAUCCGCCACUUCCUCCAUUCACAAGCGUAAGCUUGCCGCAACAACUGCCGCGAGCGCAGCCGCCUCCGAGGAUCACGCACCUCCUUCCUUCCCUCCCUCGUCAUUCUCCGCCGACACGCGCGACGGCGCAUUGACGUCAAAUGACGAUCUUGAGAGCAUCUCCGCUCGUGGCGCCGACUCCGACUCCGAUCCUGACGAGUCCGAAGACGCCGUCGUCGACGAGGAGGAGGAUGAAUUUGCUCCGGACCAGGACAAUGACUCUUCUAUUCGAGCGUUUACGGCCGCUCGAUUAGACCCUGGCUCUGGCACCGGAGGUGGUGGCGCGGGACGGAACACGAAGCUCAAAACAGAGAACUCCACGGUGAAACUUGAGAACUCUGAUGGCGGGAAAGAAGGUGGAGACGGCGGGCCCGGCUCGGUGGGACCUGGAGCCCUUUUAGCAGGUAGCUCCACGCCGGGUACUGUGGUGAAGGACGACGCGGUGAAGAUAUUCACGGAGAAUCUACAGACAAGUGGGGCUUAUAGUGCUCGAGAAGAGAGUCUAAAAAGAGAGGAAGAAGGAGGACGACUCAAGUUUGCAUGCUAUUCAAAUGAUGGUAUUGAUGAGCAUAUGGUUUGGCUUAUAGGGUUGAAGAAUAUAUUUGCAAGACAGCUGCCUAACAUGCCUAAGGAAUACAUCGUUCGGCUUGUGAUGGAUAGAAACCAUAAAUCUGUAAUGGUCAUCAGACGAAAUCAGGUAGUUGGUGGCAUCACAUAUCGUCCAUAUCAUAGCCAGAAGUUUGGGGAAAUAGCUUUUUGUGCAAUCACAGCAGACGAACAAGUAAAAGGUUAUGGUACCAGGUUGAUGAAUCACUUAAAACAGCAUGCACGUGAUGUUGAUGGUUUAACACAUUUUCUUACAUAUGCGGACAACAAUGCUGUUGGUUAUUUUAUCAAACAGGGAUUUACGAAAGAGAUUCACUUGGAGAAGGAGCGCUGGCAAGGUUAUAUCAAAGACUAUGAUGGUGGAAUCCUCAUGGAAUGUAAAAUUGAUCCAAAGCUUCCGUAUAUUGAUCUAUCAACUAUGAUUCGCCGUCAAAGACAGGCAAUUGAUGAAAAGAUAAGAGAGCUCUCAAACUGUCAAAUUGUAUACUCAGGACUUGAUUUUCAGAAGAAAGAAGCUGCUAUUCCUAGAAAGAUAAUCAAACCCGAAGAUAUGCCUGGUUUCAGGGAAGCUGGAUGGACUCCUGAUCAAUGGGGCCAUUCACGGUUCAAAAUGUUUAAUGCGUCAGCAGAAAGUGCAACAAAUCAAAAGCAUUUGACUGCAUUCAUGCGCUCACUUCUAAAGUCUAUGCAUGAACAUGUUGAUGCUUGGCCAUUUAAAGAUCCAGUUGAUGCCAGGGAUGUCCCUGAUUAUUACGACAUCAUAAAAGAUCCUAUGGAUCUGAAGACAAUGUCAAAGAGGGUCGAAUCAGAGCAAUAUUAUGUGACACUUGAAAUGUUUCUUGCGGAUGUCAAGAGGAUGUUUGCCAAUGCCCGUACAUACAACUCUCCUGAUACUAUAUAUUAUAAAUGCGCAACCAGGCUGGAAGCCCAUUUUCAGAGCAAAGUCCAGUCAGGUCUUCAGUCGAUGGCCAAAAUUCAGCAGUAGAAGAUCUAGCGGAAUAUGUUGUAAAUUUUUAUGAUAAAAUCGCCAUUUGCUUCUCGAAGGGUAUUUUUAUAGUUUAGCUAUAUCAUUAUUCAGUAUAUCUGAAAAUAGUGAGGAUCACAUUUAUCGAUCCAAAUUAUUCUCCGCGAGUUUUCUAGUUAAACAAUUAAUGAUUUGAAGCAUGCCAUUUGAUGGAA
This is a messenger RNA of Carica papaya (papaya), 2047 nucleotides long. It is a transcript of the gene HAG1, whose product is annotated as histone acetyltransferase of the GNAT family 1. Gene Ontology annotation, cellular component: histone acetyltransferase complex. Gene Ontology annotation, biological process: chromatin remodeling; positive regulation of transcription by RNA polymerase II. Gene Ontology annotation, molecular function: histone H3 acetyltransferase activity; protein binding. The record is from RefSeq and is a predicted model, not a curated record. NCBI's taxonomy places the organism in Eukaryota, Viridiplantae, Streptophyta, Magnoliopsida, Brassicales, Caricaceae.